AUGCAUUCACUCUUAUAUAUUGCGUCGUAUCUACCCUUAUCACAGAAGCAAGGACUACUUGCUUCGCCCGGCGUCGUCAAUCCUUCACCCAACGACCAAAUCGUUGAUCCGUGCUCACUGGCCGAAUCCCCGAGCGUCAAUGCCAGUGUUCAAUUAGGAAGUUGGGUCGAGUGUCAAAUCAAUGGCUUCUACCCAUUUCCGGCGAAUGAACACUGGCAAGAAGGACACGCGUCGUCUUUCUCCAAGGAUCUUCGCUUCACAUUCAACGAGACACGUUACGACUUUGACGGCUCACUGCGACUGUAUAAAACCUUCAAUGCCAGCUUAGCGAAAGCGUUUGUACCAUUCAAGCAUGGCUUCAUCAACACGCUCGGCGUCCCCAACAGCAAUGGUGACAGGGGCGGGUUUGUGUACAUGAUCGGCUGGGCUGGCGGCUACCAAACGCUUGCUCAACGUGAAAUGUACUUCACCAACGCUGCUUUUGCUGUCGUCAAGGAAGAGAAAGGACAGCGCAAGAUUGUCGAGUUCAGGGAGAGUAGCAACAUCCCCAAUCAUGCGCCUUUGCCCGAGCAAACGGCCUGGGACUGUCACUUUCCCAAGGAGAAGAUGGAGCUCAAAGUGUAG
Messenger RNA from Parastagonospora nodorum SN15, 624 nucleotides. RefSeq lists its product as hypothetical. The transcript is spliced from 3 exons. The coding region runs from base 1 to 624 and encodes 207 amino acids. The record is from RefSeq and is a predicted model, not a curated record. NCBI's taxonomy places the organism in Eukaryota, Fungi, Ascomycota, Dothideomycetes, Pleosporales, Phaeosphaeriaceae.